AUGGAGGCGGAGAGCUCGGCCCGUUUUGGCCAGGGCGUCGUGGCAACUGGUCCCGUGCACCCCGGCAGCGGCGCCCAGGUGAUCCCGGCCGCGCGCGUGAUUGCUAGCAUGGGCUCGCUCGUGGCUGGGGUAGUUGGCAUGCCGGCGGCGGCCGGAUUCGUCCUGCCCGCGGGGUCCCUUACGUCCGCCGGAUACUGCGCCGUCCCCAACGCCCUGCGCACGGCGCUCCACCAGGCUGCGGUGGCUGGGCUGCCCCGGACCGGAGGCGGCAACGGCGAGAGGGCACCGCGGCAGAAGGGCCCCUGGACCGCCGAAGAGGACGACAUUCUCAAGGACAUGGUGAGGAAGCACGGCGACCGGAAGUGGACUGCGAUUGCCCGGCACCUCCCCGGCCGGGUCGGGAAGCAGUGCCGCGAGCGAUGGACCAACCACCUGCGCCCCGACAUCAAGAAAAGCAUCUGGACCGAGGAGGACGACAAGGCGCUGAUCGAGGCGCACAAGUCCAACGGGAACCGCUGGUCGGUGAUCGCGAGGUUCCUCCCCGGGCGGUCGGAGAACGCCGUCAAGAACCACUGGAACGCCACCAAGCGAAGCCUCAAGGCCAAGCGCCGUUUGAAGAAGAAGAAGAACGCUCAGGCGCUUCCCGGCCAAUGCUCCAUCCUGGAAGUGUACAUCCGCGGCUUGUACCCUGCAGCCGCUGACCCCGCCGCGCCGCCGCCGGUUUCACCUCCAUCUUACAGCAACCUUGGGUAUGGUGAGGUAGUCAGUACACCUGCCGUCACUGUGACGCCGGCCAGCUUCGACCCGACGGGGAUGCGGAUGUACCUCAACGCCGCCAACUCGUCCGCGGAAUCGUCCAACCUGGGGGCGAUGAACAUGAACGACGUGCCCUUCUUGCUCGACCUCAACACCUAUUACGGCAGGCCGGUGCAGGCGAUGGCAUCAGUGAGGCCUCAGAUGCUGGGUCAAGACCAGAGGGCUUCCUACGCCAACCUGAUGAGCUACCCGUUCGUUGACAACUUCGUGUGGCAGCAAUCGUCAGUCCAUGUGAACGCCAAUGCUGAUGCAGGUCGCAACUACGGCGAGGCAGCUGAUCACCUAGGCAGCGCAGACGGCAGCGGCGGCGCGGACGAGGUCGACGUGGUCCAGAUGGCCUCGAGGGAGUUCCUGACUCCGUCGGAAGGCGAGGCCACUCUCGACCUGGCCAGGUUCAUGUGA
Messenger RNA from Phragmites australis (common reed), 1218 nucleotides. RefSeq lists its product as uncharacterized. Gene Ontology annotation, biological process: regulation of DNA-templated transcription. Bases 1 to 1218 code for a protein of 405 amino acids. The transcript has 3 exons. Gene Ontology annotation, cellular component: nucleus. Gene Ontology annotation, molecular function: DNA-binding transcription factor activity, RNA polymerase II-specific; RNA polymerase II cis-regulatory region sequence-specific DNA binding. The record is from RefSeq and is a predicted model, not a curated record. Lineage: Eukaryota; Viridiplantae; Streptophyta; Magnoliopsida; Poales; Poaceae.